Amphimedon queenslandica is the source of this 1563-nucleotide messenger RNA. Its product is annotated as D-2-hydroxyglutarate dehydrogenase, mitochondrial-like. NCBI's taxonomy places the organism in Eukaryota, Metazoa, Porifera, Demospongiae, Haplosclerida, Niphatidae. The record is from RefSeq and is a predicted model, not a curated record. Gene Ontology annotation, molecular function: FAD binding; catalytic activity. The transcript is spliced from 17 exons. Gene Ontology annotation, cellular component: mitochondrion. The coding region runs from base 22 to 1509 and encodes 495 amino acids.
GGUGGGGCUGAGUCAGUUGAUAUGCCUCUCUUAAUGAUAAGGCAUACAGUGAGAAGAAGUCUCUCCACAUUACCGCCACUGACUGCCCAACACUAUGAUAUAAAGAGAGGCGACUACAGCAAAGUGAAUGAUGUAGAUAUUGAAUUGUUUCAAAGUGUGUUAGGUGACAGGGUACUGACAGACCCAGCGCUAGUAGAACCUUAUAAUGUUGACUGGAUGAGGAUAAUGAGAGGUCAGAGUAAAGUUGUACUUCGUCCUAAGACAACUCAAGAAAUAUCAAAAAUAAUGAGACACUGUAACGGGAGGAAAUUAGCAGUUGUACCACAAGGAGGGAACACUGGACUAGUAGGAGGUAGUGUUCCUGUGUUUGAUGAAAUAAUAAUAUCAACAUCUCUUAUGAAUAAUGUACUGUCAUUGGAUGAAACAGCUGGUGUUCUUGUGUGUCAGUCCGGGUGUGUUCUUAAAGAUUUGGAUAAUUAUUUAUCGGAAAGGAAUUUAAUGAUGCCUCUAGACUUAGGGGCUAAAGGAAGUUGUCAGAUUGGAGGUAAUGUGUCUACUAAUGCAGGUGGGUUGAGAUUACUUAGAUACGGAUCACUUCAUGGCAAUGUACUGGGAUUGGAAGCAGUUCUUGCCAGUGGUGAAGUUAUCAACAGUCUAUCAACAGUAAGGAAGGAUAAUACAGGUUAUGAUAUAAAGCAGUUGUUCAUUGGAUCCGAAGGAACACUGGGAAUAGUAACAGCUGUAUCAAUACUCACUCCAGUUCGUCCUAAAUCGGUAAAUGUUGCGCUGGUUUGUUGUGACACUUUUGAACAAGUUCAGUCAGUUUUUGUGACUGGUAGGAAACUCCUGGGAGAGAUUCUAUCAGCUGUAGAGUUCUUUGAUUCUUCUUGUUACCAGCUGGUGAAGAAACACCUCUCUUUGUCCCUCCCUCUCUCCUCUCAUCACCAGUUCUAUGUACUGAUAGAAACUGCUGGAUCUAACCACAGUCAUGAUGAAGAAAAAUUAAGCCUUUGUUUGGAAGAGUUAAUGUCUUCUAAUGUAAUAAUUAACGGUACUAUAGCAACAGACUACACUAAAAUGAAAAAUAUCUGGAACUGCAGAGAAUUGAUAGCCGAAGCAAUCAAUAAAGAAGGAGUUACUUACAAAUAUGAUGUGUCUCUGCCACUGAAGUGUAUGUAUGAACUGGUGGAUAUCAUGAGAGAAAGACUGAAAGAUAAAGCAUUAUGUGUUCUUGGAUAUGGACACAUUGGGGAUGGUAAUCUUCAUUUCAAUGCUGUGGGUGGGUCUCAUUCCAAGGAGCUACUGGAUCUAAUUGAGCCAUUCAUAUUUGAAUGGACUGCUGAUAGGAAAGGUAGCAUCUCUGCUGAGCAUGGGCUUGGGUUUAAAAAAGCUAAUUUUAUAAAUUAUUCAAAAACAGAUGAAACAGUGUCUUUAAUGAGGAGAUUUAAAGACCUCUUGGACCCUAAAGGUAUUUUGAAUCCAUACAAGACUUUACCAAGAAUUCAUUAACUCAUUAAUAUUCAUUGCAAUGACUAAUUAUUUUUAUGAUCUAUGAAUAAUUAA